This is a messenger RNA of Penicillium cataractarum, 573 nucleotides long. RefSeq lists its product as uncharacterized. The transcript has 3 exons. The record is from RefSeq and is a predicted model, not a curated record. NCBI's taxonomy places the organism in Eukaryota, Fungi, Ascomycota, Eurotiomycetes, Eurotiales, Aspergillaceae. The coding region runs from base 1 to 573 and encodes 190 amino acids.
AUGCUUCGCCAUUUAAUCUCUGGUGCUAUGCUGUGCCUCGUGGCAUCGGCUUCUGGCUUUGUUCCCCGGGCUGCACCUGGCGUUGACGAGAGCUUCAGCUUGUAUGCCUAUGGUGACUCUGUCGGUGGUCUUUCAAUUUUCUACGCCGAUGGCAAGGCAUUCGUCGGCGACCCAUCUAACUCGACUUCAUCGUCCGCCAUCCCGGUUUCUUUUGAACGAUCCUCCUCCUCAUCUUCGAGCAAAUGGAUUGCCAAUCCGAACACCACAUCCUCUACCGACAAUACCGACAAUACCGACCGCUGGUCCAAUAAAAUGCUUUACAUUCCCAGCUCAUCAUCUUCUUCGCACCAGAUGGGCUUCACCUCGAAAGCCGAGUCCAACGAGACCACUACCGGCUUUAUCUUCUACGGGCAGUGGGUGAUGAUCGAGACCGAGUCUGGGGAUAUCUCCUCCAGCUUCUAUGUCAAGGCUUCGUCCGAGGGCGAGGGGGUUUAUUCUCUGCUGUGGAAUGUCACUGAUGAUGACUCUGCUAUCCCAAUUUCGCUGCGCUCAGUCAAGCCUUCAAACUCCUGA